Castor canadensis (American beaver) is the source of this 6672-nucleotide messenger RNA. The record is from RefSeq and is a predicted model, not a curated record. NCBI's taxonomy places the organism in Eukaryota, Metazoa, Chordata, Mammalia, Rodentia, Castoridae.
CCCCAUAUCCGUGCGCCGAGCUGAUAAAGGCGCCAUUUUGGAGGGGCCGCGGGAGACGUGGUGCCGCUGCGGCUCGCUCUGCCGUGCGCUAGGCUUGGUGGGAAGGCCUCUUUUUCGAGUCCGCGCUUUUCGUCGCCGCCAUGUCGGGAGGUGGUGUGAUUCGUGGCCCAGCAGGGAACAACGACUGCCGCAUCUACGUGGGUAACUUACCUCCAGAUAUCCGAACCAAGGACAUUGAGGACGUGUUUUACAAAUACGGCGCUAUCCGUGACAUCGACCUCAAGAAUCGCCGCGGGGGACCGCCCUUCGCCUUCGUUGAGUUCGAGGACCCGCGGGACGCGGAAGACGCGGUGUACGGUCGCGACGGCUAUGAUUACGACGGGUACCGUCUGCGGGUGGAGUUUCCCCGGAGCGGCCGCGGUACAGGCCGAGGCGGCGGCGGGGGUGGAGGUGGUGGAGCUCCCCGAGGCCGCUAUGGCCCCCCAUCCAGGCGAUCUGAAAACAGAGUAGUUGUCUCUGGACUGCCUCCAAGUGGAAGCUGGCAGGACUUAAAGGAUCACAUGCGUGAAGCAGGUGAUGUAUGUUAUGCUGAUGUUUACCGAGAUGGCACUGGUGUCGUGGAGUUUGUACGGAAAGAAGAUAUGACCUAUGCAGUUCGAAAACUGGAUAACACUAAGUUUAGAUCUCACGAGGGAGAAACUGCCUACAUCCGGGUUAAAGUUGAUGGGCCCAGAAGUCCAAGUUAUGGAAGAUCUCGAUCUCGAAGCCGUAGUCGUAGCAGAAGCCGUAGCAGAAGCAACAGCAGGAGUCGCAGUUACUCCCCAAGGAGAAGCAGAGGAUCACCACGCUAUUCUCCCCGUCAUAGCAGAUCUCGCUCUCACAUAUCUGAAGAGAUGGAUUAAGAAUGCUUUGGAUUAAGGAUUGUGGAGCACAUUUCAAUCAUUUUAGGAUUGUCAAAAGGAGGAUUGAGGAGGAUCAGAUCAAUAAUGGAGGCAAUGGUAUGACUCCAAGUGCUAUUGUCACAGAUGAAAUUGGCAGUAUUGACCUUAUACUAAAAAGGCAAAGAUUUAAAAAAUGAUUAUAUGUAGAUCUACCUUAAAACACGUGCAAACAUGCAGUUAACUUUAGCUACAAUUGCUUUGCUCUUUAAACCUUGGCAAUUGUGGCAAAAUUACCUUGCCCAUUUUGUAACAAGUUAUUUUGCUCCCUUCCCCCUUUUUUGUUUUAAUAGGGACUAAUGUGGGAAGAACUGGCUAAUUUGUCACAAUGCUUAGUUACAACUGUUAAUGUGUGACCUGCUGUUGGUGUACAUGUGGGUACAGGGUGUCUUUAAUUCCAACCAGAUAGAGUAUAAUAUCAAUACUGCUAAAUCUGCAUGUCCUCUGUGUGACUGAUAGAGCGUUGCUUUUUCAUUUUUUAAGACAAAAUGACAGCAAAAUAUAGAAUUCCAAUGUAUUGGUGUAGAUAAUAUAGUGGGGAGUACUUUUAAGUCUCACCUUCCCCUUUAAACUAAUAUUCAUAAUUGACUCAUGUUUAAAACACUUUAAUUUACAAAUUAAAUUGCAAAUGGGAGCAUUAGAUUUAGUUUAGACUUAGGUGGGUAGCAAAUACCAGUAAACUUCUCAGCUACAUAACUUUUUGCAUCCACAAAACCUGUAAUACGCUGUACAGUAACAAGUGUUGACAUUAUCAGUUGAACUGUAAAUAUAAAAUGCUUCUUCCAAUUAGUCUCUAUGAUGAUUAAGUUUCUAAAGUUUAUCUGAACACCAUACAGAAACUUGUUUUGGGGAAUUUGAUAGUUAUUGAUGUACAUCUGUAAAACUGAUGACAGACAUAACUCAUCAUUCCCCAGAAACCUUUUUUGAUUACAGUAUCUAACAUUUUGCCUCCUCUUUUUUGGUUUUGCUGGUUAUAAAGGUUUGGAUUGGAGAGGGCUCACUGGAUCCCAAUCCUUGGAGCUGGAUCAUUGGAUUCAAAUCAUAAUGUGGAUAGGAUAGGGAGGAUGAAUUACAAGGAUUCAUGGAGCGGGAUCAGAUUACCAGGAACAUAGGAGUGGAUUCCUGCCCCAACCAAACCGCAUUCGUGUGGAUUUUUUUUUUUUUAUUCAACUUAAUUGGCUAUUCCAAAGAUUUUUUUUUUUCCUAUUUUUGACGAUUGGAGCCCUUAAGAUGCACGAUGGAAUUGUAUUUUGCAUUUUUUGGUAAAAGGAGCAAAGCGAGGACCUGGAGAUAAUACGCUGGAGCAAUCUCCUUGGAAGGAUUCAGCACGAGUAGAUGGUAAACAUUUAAAGGGGAAAGGGGGGGUUUGUUUAAAAUAGUAAAUCAGUAAGUCACUUCUAAAUUUAAAACAAAAUUGGAGUUGAAGAAUAAGUAGGUUUCCAAUUGGCUAUUGCCGUUUUUCUUUGAAAAAAUAAACAUUUUUUUAAAAAACUAUGCAUGGUUGUCCUUUUUCCUCUUCAUGUAAGAUUGUAACUGGGUAACUAGUCUUAUCAGUUAAUUCUUUAAAUUGAUAAGAUUCUGACUUGUGUUUGUUAGUAAAUUAAACAUUCUUAAAAGGCAAUCUAAUAAGUGGUAUUAACCAUCUCUUACUGUUAAUUGUGAAAAUCCUAAAGGGAUGAUUAAGAAUGCCUUAAAAGGCAGUUCCAUAUGUAGUAAUGGCAAUGCGAGAUGAUUGAGUCUGAAAGAAACUUUCCAUACUUGCUAAAAGAGUGAUUAAAACUUAACAGAUACUUCCUAUCUUGGUGAUUUUUUGGGUAGACUUGUGCAGAAUUAGUUGAUAGCUAAUAAAUUAGUAUUAACUUGGAGAUAGCCUUUGAUAUGCUCAGUGAAACUCAAAAAUUACAUAUUGAAUGUUAACUUUAGCAUACAUGUAUUAGAACUCAAUCACAUUUGCUUUUUGAAAUGUUAGCAGUAUGUCAGAAGAUGGGCUAUUUGGGUGAGUCUUGGCUUUUAAGCCUUCUCAACCAUCAGGUUGUUAUGUUCAAAAGCAGUAAUUAUAUCUUGUACUCUACAAAUGCUUACAUCUUUUUACUGACAUCUUGCUUAAGUUGUACAACAGGAGCUUUAUUUAAAAUUCCCAGUCUUCUCAUUUCCUCAUAGCUAGUUAAAAUGAACAAAUUACUAAUUUCUGUAUCCAACAGAAAUAACUAAAUCUUUAACUUUGCCCUUGGGUGCUAAUCACAGUUGCAAGCUGAAUUUAAGAUGAUUGUUCAGGUGACAUAAUUUAAAAUCUAGAGAAAGCUAGCAAUCUUUAUAGUGGGAGAAUGGGGUCCAGGCGAGAUUUGCGUAAGAUCACCUAGCCAGUAUAUUUUAAUGAGCUUUCUAGAAUGGCAGGAGGAAUAGAAAACUAGGUUUUCAUUGUAAAGCAGUUAGUGUAGGUUCAUUAAUGUUAAGUAGUUGUAGUAGUUAGGAAUUCAAAGUACAAUGACCAAGAAACUUGCUCUCUUAAUUCUGAAGGUUUAUAUAAUGUGCUUGAAGUUAAGUUUUUCAUGUGUAGAAUAUUUUUAGAUACAUCAGCUUAUUAAAGGGAAACUACAAAAUGACUGAUUAAGAAAGAUUAAUGCAAGCUAGAUUUAAUCAAACCUGGGUUUAUUGAAUAUUUUGCAAAGGGGAACAAAAUGGAAAUGACUUUUACUGAAAGUUGUCUAUUUAAGCUAAGUUAAAUGUGUCCUAAAAGUUGUAAUAGUUCUAACCCCAGGUUGAAAUGAGAAAGUAGUAUCUGCUGUGUAGAAUUUGAGUUUGAAGAUUAUAGAGAGGACUUCUUGCUUAUGAAAGGUAGAGAGGUGUAGAUUCUUAUAGUUAAGAUGAUCAGGCAGCUAAAAUUGAGACAGGAGAAUAAAGCCUGUUCUUUUUUAGUCUUAGGAAAUGGACCUCUACCCAUAUUGGCAAUUAGUAGAAGAAAGUCACAGUCUUGGAACUAAAAAGCCUUCUUGAAUUUUUCCUUUCUAUGUCCCAUUAGAAUAUUGUAGGGAACCUAUGAUUAGUUUAUUUUCUAACCAAGAAAGCACUUAAGUUUCUAAGAAGCAAUUACUUUUCAUAACAUCUGAUUGAAUAAUUCAUCUUGCUGUUCAGCCCACAUCCUCCUGGAGAUAAAAGGUAAGAAACCCUUUUUCUGAUUCCUAAUUGUUUGGGAUCUGAAUCUUAGAAGACUAAAUUUUUUAAAUGUAUGGAAUGUAAUUCCCCUUACUUCAAUGUUUUUCUCUUAAGUUUUAUUCUUUAAUUUCAAGUGUCCAUAAGUCCACCCAUCUUAGUGCUUAGUUCAAUAUAAUUAGUUCUAGAAUUAGCUUUUCUAAUUUAUCUAUGAACCAUGUUUUGCUCCUUAGGGCUGGUGUAAUUUUUAGGUUUCUGUGGUGAAUUUUUACGUUUGCCUUUUUUGCUUUGUAUAUGAAAUUUGUAAGAAAUUACAAAUGAAAUGUAUGUAUUUACUAUAUAAAUAGUAUUAAAAGAAGAGAAUGUAUCAGACUGAAGUUGUUACUUAACCACCUGUGGCUUAUUACGAUAACAAUAUGAAGAGCAAAAGCAGAUUCACAAUCUCUUCACAAUUUUGAAGUCUUCAAAAACCCUGGAUAGAUUUGUUCAUUAAUGCCAGUUGAAUGUAAAAGCUGACUAGAAUUGAUCCCUUCACUUUCAUUACACACUGAGAGCACCAUGAACCCCAAAUACAUCUGCCCUCAAGAGUUCACAUAAGGGAUUGUAGAACUGUACUAGAACAUGCAGGCUUAAUGCUGUGUGUGAUUGUGGGUGUGAGUAAAAACAAGCCUGUUACUUUAUAUUUAAGAUUUAAGUUCUCCAUCUUUUAGGCCAUUCUGCUGCUAGAAGAAAAAGUAUGACCCACAUUGUAUCCUGUUACUACAGUAGACUCAGUUACACUUCAUAGGAAACGUUCAUCUACCCAGACUGUAGUACAAUACUCUGUUUCGAGGGAUUGUUUCUGCUUCAUAUAAACAUUAAUCUGAUCCUGUGGGAGAAAGGCUAGAAUUAAAAGGAAGGUAAAGAGAAGGAAAAGAUUGCUUAUGUCUAUUGUGAUUAGUGAACAGAUAGUAAUCGUGGCAAGAUAAUUUGUGCCUUAGACCUAAACCCAUAAAGUUACAGGGUUUCAAGCCAGCACUUAUUUCUGUGAUGGAGAAUUUUGGAGUGCUUGCUAUCUUUGAAAGCUGUAUGCCUGAUAACCCUGAAGGUAGUUAUGUUUGUAAGAUCAAGGAAAGGCUUUUUUUUCUCUAAUAAAAAUCACAUGGUGCUUCUACUUGGUACUUGGAAAAUAAGGUAAAUAGAUUAGUUUUUGUCAUAUGAAAGUUAAUUGUAGAAAUAACCUUGGUUUACAGUUUUUUUGGGGUUGGGGGUGGCUGUGCUGGAUAUUUGAACCCAGGCCUUCACCUGUUAGGCAAGUGUUCUACCACUGAGGUGCAUCCUCAGUUUAUAGUACAUUUUAAUAUGUGUUAGGUUGAGUUAUCAAAGGGAGAGAAGUUAUACAUGCUGUUUCAUAAGCAGAUCACCAUUUAGGUAAGUAAAAUAUGAAAUAAGAGCUUAGCUGUGCCUUUAUCAUCUUAGUACAAAUAGUUGAAGCACCAGGUUAAAUGUCUUAGCAGUACUACUAAGUACUACUAAGUAUCAUCUGUCAGUUACUGAUUAGAAGUGUAUCAAUACAGAGCUGUAGGGCACUGCUCAGCUCUACCGUGUAUACUUUGAACAAAUGUAGGGAUGUCAGAUGAGUAAAUUUUUACAAUGUUGUCUUUCAUUCUCCAUUGGAGUAUAUGAUAGGAAAAAUCAUAUAGCCACUAGAGGGAGCUUUGACACAAGCCAGGAAAUUAUCCCUACUGUAAAGAAUCCUUACAGGAGUGAGGAGACCAAUUACCUUGAUCUGGAUCAGCAAUAAAAUUAGAUGGUUUGGGUAAGUUUCCUUACUAUAGCUUUACUAUUGCCUUUUUGUCUGUUGAGUGAUACCCUUUCUCUUUCAACAGCUUGAUCAUUUUAGGUUUUGAAUAGUGCUUUAGAGGUACCCAACUUCUGUAAAUCAGAAGAUGUGCUCAUGGAUAUACAUCUGCUUAUAUUUCUGUCUACCUUCUUACCUCUAGGCAAGGCCAGGAAUGUAAGAAUUGGGAGUAGCAAGGCCCAUUGUGCUACAAAAAUGAAAAGAUCUAGGCAUAAUCAUGGUUAUGUACAAGGAAAAAUGUGCCUUUUGUAUAUGUGUGUGUGUAUAACUCCUUUUUGUUGCUGAAUAAGAUAGCAUUUUUAUUUCCUAGGUUUUGUAUUUUGUAAUCAGAAUAUUAGUACAGAUCUCUUGACAUGUUUAAUGGCAUUUUAAGAGCUAGAAAUUGAAAGUAAAAGUUUUAGUGUUUGUCAUUCUAGUUCCCCCUGCCCCCAAGUUUGUAUUAUAAAAAUGGAAGGGACACAAACAUACUUCCUGUUUAAAGUAUUAAAUUAUCACUAAUAAUACUAUGUUAAAAGUUUUAAACCCACUUGAUGGGAAUUAGUUAUCUAGAAGGUGGGUAUAGGAAUACUGGCGUUAAAACAGUAUUAGAAACUUGUCUGUUUUGAAAAAUAAAAGUAGACAAAGAAAUUAGGUUUUUGUCUUUGUUUUUUUGGCAGGGGAGAAGAAAUUGACCAAGUUUACACAAUAGGAAGAAUUUCCCUACCUGAUGAGCUAAUAUUCAGCAAGGGAGGCUACAAAAAAAAG